UACCACUAUAGUGAUAGAACUACCAAUACAUGAGCUACCUGAGUUUCUUCGUCGUCGUCUUCGCCGGGAAGGGGAGGAGGGCCACCGCAGGAACGACAGGAGUGAAGUCAUCUCGUAGGGAAGGUGAGGAGGGUCGUCGUCUUCUCCGCCGAUCCCUUUGUAGUGCCAAGCUUUGUGGAAGGAGAUGGAGAGUCGCGGCGGCAAGUCUGGUGUUACUCGGAGAACAUCGACAUCCAUCAUCUGAGACUUACCCCACGACCGAGGAUGGGGGAGAGUCGGAGGGAGAGGAUCUUGUUGGUGCGUCGGCAAUCAGAAACCAUGUACCGUGGUGGGAAAGAGGUGACGGCGGCGAGCAGGGGAAGAGGGAAAUCGAGGGAGAGAGAAGGAGAAAGGGAGAAAAAGUGGGAUUGAAUUUUGAAUUAGGGGCGUGAACCAUUUUUCCCUAGAUUCUUUCCAUUUUCCAAUAUAGUGAGAGAAACUUAUUGUGUAAUUAAUACCCAAUAAACAACUGAUUAAUCC
Messenger RNA from Linum trigynum, 519 nucleotides. The record is from the annotation of a GenBank genome assembly. Lineage: Eukaryota; Viridiplantae; Streptophyta; Magnoliopsida; Malpighiales; Linaceae.